GGCUGGGGGGCCAGCCUGUCCGCUGGCAGAGGCCUUACACCAAGCUGUGAAGAUGGCAGGGGCUCUGGGGCUGUUACGGGGGCGGGUGGCCGGGGCUCUGUGGCCAGACUAGGCGAGUAGGCUGGUCCCGUCUGACCUUUAAGUCUCUAGGCCCAGGGGUGGCCAAGCUGAGAAGGAGCCAGAAUUUACCAAUGUGCAGUGCCGAAGAGCCACAGUAAUACAUCAGCAGCUCUCCCCAUGCCCAGCGUCUCCCACCCCGGGGCAGCCCCAGGAGUCAGUGCUGCCCCCUCCCUACAUCUCCCGACCAGCUGUUCCCUGGUGUGCAGGAGGCUCUGGGGAGGAGUGAGGGCAUGGCAGGCUCAGCGGAGGGGGUGGGAAGGGAUUGAGUGGGGGCAGAGCUGGGGAGUGAGCAGUGAGCGUCCCUCAGCACUCUGGAAAGUUGGUGCCUGUAGCUCCAGCCCCAGAGUCAGUGCCUGUACUAGGAGCUGCAUAUUUACUUCUGGCUCCGGAGCCCCAGGCUGGCCACCCCUGCUCUAUCCCCUGGGAUCCCCGAAGGAUAUGAUUCGGCUCCAGCUCCCAUUUAGGAGACUUCUCCAACCUGCACCAGUCCGUCCUAGUGGUGUGGCCUGACUAAAAUCAGAUCAACAGCAGGCAGUGUCACUGUGAAUAUAAAUGACUUAGCAUUUAUUUACGUUUGAAUGCCAGUGCCAUCUGUUUAAAAUUUGAAAACAAAACUGAUCUUUGAUCCAAGUUGUAGAUUUAACUAUGGCAUUUCUUUCUUAGUGCCUCAGCAUUUUUCAGGCUGCCAGUCAAUGGGAUGCAUCUGAUGACAUAUAUUCGUAUCUGUGAUGGCUAAAAGUUAAAAAUAUCCUUCAGUUAAGUGACAUAGUGUUAUUUAAACAAAACAAAAUACCUGUAAUAUAUGUUUUCUUUGUAUGUGACUAGUGGCAAGAGGAUAGAGGCACCAAACUGACAUUUCACUAAAUCUCUCAGUUCUAUGAUGCUGUUGGGAAAGUUCAUACAACCAGUGCUCAGCUUAAAGAAACUAUCACCCCCAGGUGCACGCAGGCACUUCUGGGGAUGGCUGAAUGCAGUUUUUAACAAGGUAGACUAUGAACGUAUACAGGCUGUUGGCCCUGAUAGAGCAGCUUCUGAAUGGCUUCUGCGGUGUGGGGCGCUGGUUCGCUUCCAAGGCUAUGAUAAAUGGCAGCAUGACUACAAUGGUCUCCCAACAGGGCCUUUAGGAAAAUACAAGAUACAAGCAAUCGAUGCCACAGAGUCCUGCAUCAUGUACCGAGGAUUUGAUUAUUUGGAUGGUCUCAAACACGUUGAAGAAAUUAAGCUGAGCAACUGUAUUUAUAUCCAGGAUGAAUGUCUGCAGAGGAUCAGUGAGACUGAGAGUUUACGGAAAAGCCUCCUGCGACUGAUGAUAAUUUCCUGUGGGAAUGUCACAGAUAAAGGCAUCAUAGCACUCCACAAACUAACGAACCUUGAAUAUUUAUUUCUGAGUGAUCUUCCUGGGAUAAGAGAGAAAGAAACUACUGUUCAGAUCCUUAAGAAAUCAAUGCCAUCACUGGAGCUGGAAUUAGAUUUAGAAUAAAGGCAUCUUUAUGUCA
Gopherus flavomarginatus (Mexican gopher tortoise) is the source of this 1616-nucleotide messenger RNA. It is a transcript of the gene DMAC2L, whose product is annotated as distal membrane arm assembly component 2 like. The coding region runs from base 998 to 1600 and encodes 200 amino acids. The record is from RefSeq and is a predicted model, not a curated record. NCBI's taxonomy places the organism in Eukaryota, Metazoa, Chordata, Testudines, Testudinidae. The transcript has 4 exons.